AGCCUGGUCAUAGUGACUCUGAAGAAUUGCAUUCUACUAGUGGUAAUAAUGAUUUCUCUGAUCAUGGUAAUGAUGAUGAGUUUUAUGAUAUUUAUUCUAGUGACAGCCUUCCUGAUUAUAACGGUCUUCCUGAUUAUGAUUUUCCUGAUUAUGAUAACUACAACGGUUCUUCCGAUAAUUAUGAGAACUAA
Dentiscutata heterogama is the source of this 191-nucleotide messenger RNA. NCBI's taxonomy places the organism in Eukaryota, Fungi, Glomeromycota, Glomeromycetes, Diversisporales, Gigasporaceae. The record is from the annotation of a GenBank genome assembly.